AUGAUGAUGAUGAUGAUGAUGAUGAUGAUGAUGAUGAAUGAUGAUGAUGAUGGUGAUUCGGAUGAUGAUGAUCAUAAUGAUGACGAUGAUGUUUCGGAUGAUGAUAAUGAUGAUGAUGAUGAUUCGCAUGAUGCUGUUGAUGAUGAUGAUGAUGAAGAUGUUGAUGAUGAUGAUGAUGAUCAUUAUGAUGAUGAUGAUGAUGAUGAUGAUGAUGAU
Molecule: messenger RNA, 216 nt
Organism: Echinostoma caproni
Lineage: Eukaryota; Metazoa; Platyhelminthes; Trematoda; Plagiorchiida; Echinostomatidae
Source: the annotation of a GenBank genome assembly